GCCUUGUUCGCUUCGAAUCAGGUGAAAAUCUUCAUUCGGUCGCAAAACAGUGAAGUGUGUAGAAUUUAAUGGGAAAUUAGGACUGCGAAUAUGACCUUUAAAUUGUUCUGUUUCUGAGAUUCAUCGUAUCGUACAAACGAUUAAACUAGUUUCAAAUGAAAGUCUAAAAUUACAGUGAGAAGAGAAACUGCUUUUUGCAACGAAUCAAAGUGAAAGGUCUCGAUUCCUGUUGAUUUUCCUCAACCCUUCGAACGGGCUCAUCAAGUGACAGAGAGAGUAUCGCCAGUGAAAGGUUUUCACCUCCCUGUUUUGUGAAGGCCCAGAGGCCAACGAAACGGUAAUUUUUAAGGCCAAUUACGCAUACGAACUUAUUAUUAGAAGGGAUCUGCCAGUAUCCUAAGAGUGACUAAUCCUGGGGUCCAGGGCUUGCACUGAUAACUGGUGCUGCUAGUAAUAGUGAUUGCAUCAUGGAUAUAACACUGAUUGUGAAAGCCUCGAACCAGCAGUUCGAGGAUCAAACGAUCAAGUGCGCACCCUCGUGGACUAUUCGACGGCUGAAAGGACAUCUCACGGAAGUUCAUCCCGGUAAACCUAGUACCGACGAACAGAAACUUAUUUACUCUGGCCAGCUGUUGAAUGAUAGCAUUGUAUUACAAGACAUUCUCCGCCACUAUGAAGGUCAGCAAACUCACACCGUACAUCUAGUGUUUACACCGAAAAAUACCCGCCAGCAGAGAGAAUAUAGUUCCGGUACAUCCAGCAACACAAACAAUAGUUUGGAAAGUAUGACUCCGAAGGCUAACAAUGCAAAUGAAAACACACCGUCAACAGCCACCGAAACUGCACGGACAGCAGAGACGGGAACGAGUGCAUCAUUCGGAACAGAUGGUGUGCGACAACGAAACGUAACCAAUACAGCAGGGAACAGUAACGCUGGCGUGUCAAAUAUCCCAAGCCCAAUCUCACCUGUUUCGGCUGACUUCAUCAUGGGACAGCAUCUCGCAAUGCAAAACUGGAUGCAGCAAACUUAUAUGCAAUAUCUGAACCAAUACAUCAAUGUGAUAUCUAAUGGACAGACCAAUCCACCAACGUUGAUUCCAAGUGCCCCAGCAGAUCGCGCAAUGAUAGCUUCACCAAUUCACAACCCUCCGCCAAAUCUAUCAGCAGUUAACGGACCUCCGAAUCCAAUAUUCGCACAAACUUUGUCGAACCUAGCAUACUACCCAUACCUCUCGCCAAUGCCAUCAGCCGGUAGCAUUCCAGCUUCAAUAGCGUCGAAUGGGGCGAUCUCAACCGGACCAGUGCCAACACCUGUCAAUCAAGGAUCAUCUAGUCAAACCACGAUACCAAACAGUGCAAGCUCUCCAAUGCCAUCAUCUUCUGCGAUUGGAGUGAGCGCGGAAACUUCGCCAUCAGCAGCUGCUUCAUCAAAUGUACCUUCGGGCACUGCCACUUCUACCGCUGUUGGAACACCUCAAGCUCAACCCGCGGCAGUUGCGGAGGCGGGCGCUGCCGCAGCUCCCGCGGCAGCAGCAGCCCCGGCUAGAAGGUUUCCUAAUAUUGUGGUCGAGGAGCAAGAAAACCGUGACUGGUUGGACAUUUUCUUCACCUUGUGCCGAGUGGGAAUCCUGAUGACCGUGGUAUAUCUUUACUCGUCUCCGGCAAGAUUCUUAACGGUAGUUUUAGUAGGAGUGUUGCUCUAUCUAUAUCAACUCGGCUUUUUUCGAAACAAUAACACCGAUCGACUGGAACAAGCUCGCAGAAUUGUCGUUCAACAGAUCAACAAUGCUCACGGAGUGAGACCAAAUGUCAUUCCUCGGGCACGAAUGGUUCCUCCCAGGCCGGUUGCUGCGGAUGUAGCAGUUAAUGAUCUUCAAGCGGCACAAAACCCGGUUCCAGCACCUUCAGCUGCUGACACCGUGAAUUCUGCCGAAGUCAUUGAUUCAUCGGAGAAAGACAAUACCAUCGGUAGCUCCAAUUCGGAAACUAUCCCAGAAUCCCAAGAUAAGUCCGCUCAGUCAAUGACUGAAGGAACAUCACCUGCAGACGUUGCGAUUCCAGACGAACAAGAGGACCAAUCAAACCCCGUACAGGAAGAGAACCGCGUGAACUUCAACGACGUAGCCGCUUUCCUGCGAACUUUGGUUCUAUCGUUCUUCACAUCAAUUAUUCCCGAUACGCCGGCUGCCUAGGCUUGAGGACGCGGACAAAUUGAAAUAAGAGAGUAUUUUGGACUGUAAAUAGCAUUGCUAUAACUUCGGCUUUAGUUCUCAUCUAUUCGCACCAACUAUAUUGUUAGAAAUGCUGGUAGUAAAAACAGUUUGUGUAAUGUAAAUAUCAAUUGUACUUUAAUACAAUCUAUUUGUUUCACUUAGUGUUACAGAUAUACAUAAAACAUUUAAAAAAAUCGAGUGCAGAGGACUUCUGAUAAUAUUUCUGCAUUCGCAAUUCAUACACAAACAUAUAUAACGCGCAUCGAAACAAUAGAAUAACUUUUGUAAAGACAUUUUCUAAAUACAGUAACGGACUGAAGUUUCUGCUUUUUAUGUUACACAGCGAGAGCUUUAAUGUUGAGGAUACAAACUUUUGCGACAAAAUUUUGAAUACUAGACCAAAUUCUGUGGUUCUUUUUCGCUAAAAGAAUAGUUAAUGUUUAGAAAUGGAAAUGGCAGACAACCGCUACUCCAGCCGUAAUUGUUUAAAUAAGUUUCGUUUUGUGAUGAUGUUCGGUUCCACAUAGAAAAUCGUUAUGCAUGGGAGAUAUUUUGUGUAUAAUAUUCAAUUAGAAGUGUAAUGUAGGGUUAAACAAUGUUAUCGUUUUCUGAGAAAGAAUAAUAAAAUUAUUUAUGUUCAUACUAGUAAAAA
Messenger RNA from Toxorhynchites rutilus septentrionalis, 2865 nucleotides. It is a transcript of the gene Herp, whose product is annotated as homocysteine-responsive endoplasmic reticulum-resident ubiquitin-like domain member 2 protein. Gene Ontology annotation, molecular function: protein binding. The transcript is spliced from 4 exons. The record is from RefSeq and is a predicted model, not a curated record. Gene Ontology annotation, biological process: endoplasmic reticulum unfolded protein response. The coding region runs from base 468 to 2192 and encodes 574 amino acids. NCBI's taxonomy places the organism in Eukaryota, Metazoa, Arthropoda, Insecta, Diptera, Culicidae.